AUGGAAAAACUCCCUCCUCGCCUCGAGGCCUUCCUGGGGCGUCUCUUGCGCAACAAACGAGGCCGCGACGCGAAAUUGCUCACGCGCACCAGCCCCGUCCUUCAAGCCCUUCAGCCCACCAUCGCGGUAACCUCGUCUGUGGGCCCGUCGCAAUCUCCACUACCCGCAGAAUACACCCAAGUCGGAGCGAACCGUUUCCCGCCUCUUUCCUGGACGGUACCCAACGACUCGGUGCCCGCGGAGAAAAUCAACAGCUACGUGCUCGUCGUGGAGGAUGCGGAUGCCCCGCUUCCGAAUCCAAUAGUGCAUGGGCUGUACUACGGACUUUCCAAGGACAAAACUAGUAUCUCUUCAGAUGAUGUUACCGUGACAGAUGCGAACAAGAGGGCAUUACAGGGGGGAUUUAAAUACGGGGUGAACUGGCACCAGAAUGUGUGGAGUGGGCCGCGGCCGGUAUUGGGACACGGCUCCCAUCGGUAUUUCUUUCAGGUGUUGGCGUUGGGAAAGCCGCUGGAGGAGAAGCCUUGGGGGAAGGAGGAGCUGUUGGAGUGGUUGGAGAAGGAGAAGGAGAGUGUGUUGGCUUGGGGGGAGUGGGUGGGCACUUUCGUGCGGGAGCCUUAA
Messenger RNA from Aspergillus niger, 621 nucleotides. RefSeq lists its product as uncharacterized. NCBI's taxonomy places the organism in Eukaryota, Fungi, Ascomycota, Eurotiomycetes, Eurotiales, Aspergillaceae. Bases 1 to 621 code for a protein of 206 amino acids. The transcript has a single exon. The record is from RefSeq and is a predicted model, not a curated record.